Molecule: messenger RNA, 345 nt
Organism: Staurois parvus
Lineage: Eukaryota; Metazoa; Chordata; Amphibia; Anura; Ranidae
Source: the annotation of a GenBank genome assembly
UGUGGGCACAGGUGGGUGGCACUGGUGGGCACAGGGGGGUGGGCACAGGUGAGUGGCACUGCUGGGCACAGGUGGGUGGCACUUCUGUGCACAGGUGUGUGUGACACUGCAGAGAGGCACAGGUGGGUGCACUGCUGGGCACAGGUGGGUGAUCUGCUGGGCACAGGUGGGCGGAAACUUGCGGGUGGUGGCACUGCUGGGCUCACCGUUCAUCAGGGCACUGAUCAUCAGUGCCCUGAUGAUCGGUGCCGAUCCCCGCUCUGACAACUGCCGGUUCUCGGCAGUACUUUUCCUCACGAUCUGACACAGCGUGAGGAAAGUGCAGCCGAGAACCGGCACUUGCAU